Molecule: messenger RNA, 4157 nt
Organism: Carassius gibelio (silver crucian carp)
Lineage: Eukaryota; Metazoa; Chordata; Actinopteri; Cypriniformes; Cyprinidae
Exons: 3
Coding region: 888-3122 (744 amino acids)
Source: RefSeq, a predicted model, not a curated record
AAGGAGAGGAUGGAGAUUCUGACGCUGAUUAUAUCCUUUCUUCAGAAUAUAUUAUCUCAUUAAUAUUGUGUGAUUAUUAAUCAAGUGUUUGAUCAGUAUUUAACCUCCAAGAUUGUUGUAUGAUGUGAUUAAAUGAAGAAAGCCAUCUAUAUAACUAUAGAUUGAUGCAUGCUUACUUAGAAACAUAUUAUUCCUUCCUAGAACUGACAGGUUUUACAUGUCAUGGACAUGUGUGUGAGUAUUCUUUUUCCUAGGGUCACCAGGUCAGCUAAAACGGACCAGGGGGCCUCUUCUAUGUGCCAUGGGAGAGACAUGCUGUCUCCUAACAUGUCUCAACGGACAUUAGAUAUUAAGAACUCUGUUUUAUCCUGUCUUCUUAUUCUUUAAGAUUAAUGUCAGCCUGCCCUUUGUGUGUAACCAACUGUAGUGAUAAAAAGACUUGCCAGUGCAAGAAAACCUUGGGAAUAAGCAGAUAAGGGCUGAGUUUGUGUAUGUGUGUGUGUGCCCAUAAAGUGAUGAGACCAACAUUGCUGGAUUCCAGACCUAGGAUGAGGUGCCUUCUUCAACCGUGCUGACGCCUGCUAUAAUCACUGGAGAUAUGCUGAAGAUGUAUAUGACCAUAUGUGAAGAUUGUCUAAGUUUAUCUAGGUUUUGGAACCAAUCAGAUCGCUGCUGACCAGUGCUUUGACGCAUUUGAAGUCUUCUGUCUGGAGUAUAACUAUGACUGAUUUUGUAUUAUACGGCAGUUCAGCUUACGAACUCCUGCGAGGGUAUUGACGCUGACUUCUGCCUAUGAAACUGCAAACUAUUUCCUUAAUUUAAUGGUGGAGGAUCGGCGGGCAAUCGUUCUUUGGUGACAUCCCUGAUCAAUCAUCAAAAACCAAAAGAUGUCCGGACCUGAUGAUGUGCUGAAGCUGCUGAUUCUUCAUGAAGAAGCACGCAGAGAAAGACGUCUGAAACUUAGACGAGCAUUCAUUCGAUUGGUUAUUCCGCUCUCAAUUGUAAUGUUAAUUUUGAUUGCUUUAUCAUUUCUGCUCUGGAUUCAAAUCUCUCUCUCAACAGGACGUUUUCAUGCGUUCUCAACAAAUUGGGAUUGUGAAAUGACCGACUGCCGUCCUUCUUGGGUUAGAUACCCAUGCCUAAAUUCUACAGAGGGUCUAAAUUUGCUUCCUACUAUGUAUCAGAAAGUUAAGAAUCAUUGUUAUAGGUUCGACGGCAAUGACACAGUGACCUAUUGGCUCGGUCACUCCCCAAAUUAUCCAGAGAAUACCCUCAUCAUGCAGAAAGGCCGCUGGUGGAACAAUGGUGAUGUGGAUGUUUUUGAUGGAAACUAUAGUUCCCUUAGUUGGAUUCCCAUCACCGUAGUUGGCAGAAACCAUAGUGACUGUCCAGUAGCAAUAGACAAGCACCGCAAGUAUGUAUUAAAUCAGAAAACACCUGCCACUCCUAAACGCAGCAGGAGAGACAAUGGGGGUGAGUUACAGCAUGCUCAGAUAGAGAUUGGAGGAAAAGCAGUGAAGUUACCUUUAUACCCUAUGGCGCCUGAUCCACGUCAUAUUGUGUCAUAUUAUCUGCCCAAGGUUAAGGACCAUCUUUACUCGAAUAAGGCAGUAAGGGAUGUAGCACAAAGCUAUCUGUCUAGAAAUAUUUUUGUUCGAGAUGAUCCCAGCUCUGACACAUAUAAGUUAGUUGCAAAUGACAAAUUUCUGAGACGAUGGAAUGUUUUGCAGCCAGAAAAGGUUCAUCUUGUCAGGUGGGAUAAAAACAGAUCUUAUGGAGCAGUGUGUGAUAGACUAGGACGAAUUGAUAAGACUGAUAAGAAUAAUUUUGAUCUAAAUGGAAGUAAAAAUGGAUUACCAAAUGUUAAUGCUCUUUCCCUCGCUUGGCCAAGGUAUACUAAGUUGGAUGAUCCUUGGAAGGAGACCAUGCACGUGGAACGAUGCCUGGGUAUGGAAGUGAAACAUUGGUUCGUCCAGACGUUUCCUCCGCAUCGGCCUGACAAAUGUGCGGUAAUUAUAAACAAAAUUUUAGGUACCCCAGGGGCAAAGGUUCCAAUGGAAAUUUGCAACGCAUCUUUUGUGCGGCCAGAUUAUACAUGGGCAAAUUUCGCAGAUGUGCUGUUUCAGUAUGAUGUUGCUAUGUUAAUGGCUAAUCCAUCCGUCAUUCAAAUGGAACAACUACAUGACCAUCUUGAAAGUAGGUGUAAUAGCCCCACCUCAAUGGUCUAUAAUGUCACUGCUUGGAUGCAGUUGAAUAUGUUUCAUUUGUGUUUAGAAAUGAUUGCCAGCAGAAAGACCACUAUGCGGGUUCCUCGAUCCACGGAGGAUUUUGUAUGGAAAAAUUUCCAGCCCCAUCAGGUCUACAUGUGGCCACAGGUAUCUGAUGCUGCUAUGGGAGAUGAGUGGUUCGACAGGGAGAAACAGUUUCGUCAAUUUUUAAGGCCAAUUCCCUCCGUUCAAGAGUUACGAGGGUUACAUGAUGGGUGGAGUUUAAGUCAUUGUCUGCAUCAUAAGGCUGUCCAUACUAUAGGUCCUGAGUGGAACCCAGUUGAGAAGUGUAAAAAGACAGAUUGUUCCGAGACAGAGUAUUGUGUUACUAAUAUGACUACAUCUACAGAAUACUACCCUCAAGUAAAAUCGCAGCAAGCAAGUAAGAAAUACAUUAAUGAUUUCUUAAAACAGGUCAAGACUAAUGAUGUGUUUGCUGGCUAUGAAUAUUUGAAUUCAGUAUGGCUCCGAUCAACAGGUACCCCUUUCUUGUCAGAUCCUCAAGAACCCACGGCGUUAGCAAUAGCAUGGAUGUUUGCUUUCACAGUAGGGGCUAUUUUUACAGAUGUAACCGAGUCUGUAGAAGAAUUUGUUGAAGAAGCUUGGGAUGAUUUUGUGGAAGCUUCAGAGGACGCGCUUAUUGGAAUCUUUCAUUAUGGCUUGUAUGUUUUUGGAGGAUUUGUGGGAAUUAUUGUCCUGUGUUUGGUUGCGUGGGGAUUGGUACGCUGUUGUCUGUCCUAUGUGUUCAAAUCUGCUUGCAGGACUAUUAACCCGGUGGAGGAAGAUUUGCGACUGCGGAAGCUGACCAACAGUCUGCAGCAGCUGAUGAAGGAUGACGUCAACGCCCUGUUGUGAGUGGAAGGGCAGGGAGAGCCCUAAGCAUGGGGACUGGAUUAAUUAGUAUCCAGCUUGUCCAUGAUAGGGUGAAGAGACAAGUGUGACCCCUAGGGGAAACACGCGUCACCACUCCACCUUCCGUAGUGGCCUCACUGGAUAGACCAGACGUGGAGUAUUGGACUCCAUACCGGUCUAAAACGGGGGACUGAAGGAGAGGAUGGAGAUUCUGACGCUGAUUAUAUCCUUUCUUCAGAAUAUAUUAUCUCAUUAAUAUUGUGUGAUUAUUAAUCAAGUGUUUGAUCAGUAUUUAACCUCCAAGAUUGUUGUAUGAUGUGAUUAAAUGAAGAAAGCCAUCUAUAUAACUAUAGAUUGAUGCAUGCUUACUUAGAAACAUAUUAUUCCUUCCUAGAACUGACAGGUUUUACAUGUCAUGGACAUGUGUGUGAGUAUUCUUUUUCCUAGGGUCACCAGGUCAGCUAAAACGGACCAGGGGGCCUCUUCUAUGUGCCAUGGGAGAGACAUGCUGUCUCCUAACAUGUCUCAACGGACAUUAGAUAUUAAGAACUCUGUUUUAUCCUGUCUUCUUAUUCUUUAAGAUUAAUGUCAGCCUGCCCUUUGUGUGUAACCAACUGUAGUGAUAAAAAGACUUGCCAGUGCAAGAAAACCUUGGGAAUAAGCAGAUAAGGGCUGAGUUUGUGUAUGUGUGUGUGUGCCCAUAAAGUGAUGAGACCAACAUUGCUGGAUUCCAGACCUAGGAUGAGGUGCCUUCUUCAACCGUGCUGACGCCUGCUAUAAUCACUGGAGAUAUGCUGAAGAUGUAUAUGACCAUAUGUGAAGAUUGUCUAAGUUUAUCUAGGUUUUGGAACCAAUCAGAUCGCUGCUGACCAGUGCUUUGACGCAUUUGAAGUCUUCUGUCUGGAGUAUAACUAUGACUGAUUUUGUAUUAUACGGCAGUUCAGCUUACGAACUCCUGCGAGGGUAUUGACGCUGACUUCUGCCUAUGAAACUGCAAACUAUUUCCUUAAGUAAAAUUAUUAUUAUUAAUUGAACUCA